Messenger RNA from Dioscorea cayenensis subsp. rotundata (Guinea yam), 1798 nucleotides. RefSeq names its product protein SHORT ROOT IN SALT MEDIUM 1. The transcript has 3 exons. Lineage: Eukaryota; Viridiplantae; Streptophyta; Magnoliopsida; Dioscoreales; Dioscoreaceae. The coding region runs from base 614 to 1567 and encodes 317 amino acids. The record is from RefSeq and is a predicted model, not a curated record.
AAGUUAAAAUGGUCUACUGGGACACGGGGCAUUCUGGAUUUCUUCCAGUGUUUCCCGUCCUGACGUUAUCUCCAUUGCUUCGUCUUCUUCGCCGAGCUCUCUCUCUCUCUCUCUCUCUGAAGCCAUCUGACCUGGUUCUGAAGCCUCUCUCUCCCUCUCUCUCUCUCUCUCUCUCUCUCUCAUCCUUCGCAAACCCUAGUUUCUUCGAUUUCAACAGCCCGUCCUCAAUCCUCUCCCGAUCUUGUUUCAUCUGUACCAACCCUAAUCUUGAUCGCUUUUGAUCCUGAUUUUUCUCUGUUGUCAUCUUGAUUGGAUUCCUUCACGGAGCCCUAAUUCAUUCGCGUUUCCUCCUAAAUUAGGUCAAGAAAGCUCGAUUCGGAUUUUUUUUUGGGUUAUUGGAGGGUUUCCUUGAAUUUGAAUCGGAGUUCGUGCUUAGUUUUGAUCAAGUUUUGUUUUGUUUUUUUUUUGUUUUUCUUUGAUCGAAACCCUAGGUGUCGUAUUUUUGGGGAUCUUGGGUUCCGUGGUUGUUUGGAAAGCUGAGGAACCCUAACCCUAAUUGUAACCCUAACCUGUAUCUUAUUGUUGUGGCUUUGUGGUUAUUGAGGAGAUAAGAAUGCACGGAGGAAGGAACAGGAAGGAUGAUUUGCCGAAGAUCAAUAACACCAACAUUUUUGCGGCACUUGAGACGCUGAAGAAGAAGAAGAAGUCGGACAAGGAUCAGGGCAAAAGCAAGGCGUCGUCGAAAAGCCUGGUCAAGGAGCCAGAGCCGCCUGUGUUCUGGGCGCCAGCACCGGUGACAAAGAAGUGGGCUGAUGUUGAAGAUGAAGAUGAUGACGAUUACUUUGAGACCACUGCGCCGCCCAGUAACGUAUGGGGCACUUCGGAGCCUCGGCAGACCAAGGAGACUGCUAUUGUGGCGGAGGAGGAAAGUGAAAGUGAAGAUGAGAUUGAUGAAAUUGAUGAUGAUGUGGAGGAUGAACCUGAACAUGAACCUGAAGUUCCUGCCCCUGCUGAGCCAGUAGUGAAGAAACCGGCUCCGUCAAUUGUUCCCAAGGAUGCUGAACGACAACUUUCUAAGAAGGAGCUGAAGAAAAAGGAACUUGCUGAGCUCGAUGCUGUUUUAGCUGAGCUGGGCAUUUCUGGCAAAGAUAAUAAUUCAGAGACUGAUGGAACUAAUGGUGUUGCUGAUAAAAAAACAGAGGAGCAGCUUGGUGAAAAGAAUGAUAACAAUAUACCUGCUCCUUCGGAUAGCAAAACUUCGAAGAAAAAGAAAUCGAAGAAAGAUAAAUCCGCCAAGGAAAUUAGAGAUUUAGAAGAACAACUCAAUGGCAUGGAUGCCAAUACCCCUGGUGAAGGUAGUGGCACUGAACCUACAGAGGGAGAUGCAUCUGGAGCUGAUGUUAAAGACAAAAUAAAGAAGAUGACAUCCGUGAAGAAGAAGAAAACAAAUAAAGAAUUGGAUGCUGCUGCAAAAGCAGCACAGCUAGAGGCUGCUGCUAGGAGUAAAAGACUGGCUGCUGCUAAGAAGAAAGAGAAGAGCCAUUACAAUCAACAACCUGUGCGGUAAGCUGUUAAUCCUUUCAUGACGAGCUUUAUAUAAAUAUAUAUAUAUAUAUAUCCUCGGUAACAUUUGUUAGAACACCAAAUAAACACUUUGGCUGCCCUUAAGAUGAGUUUGUUACAAUGGAUGUUGUUGCUUUAUAUGGAGAAGUUGAAGGCUUGUGCCCCGGAACAUUGUCUGUAGUAAACUUAGUAAAAUCCUAUGAAGAUUUUCUUUAUAUAAUCUUGUUCUAAUUAA